AUGCUGGCGGAGUUCCGCUCUCAGCAUAAAGCGGCACAUCGAAGUGAACUCGAGAACGAGAUGACGCUAAUUGAAGAAAGCUCGGCUAAGGAGAGCCGCCUCACUGAUCGAAUCACAGUCUUGGAAACAACUCUACGGAACACUGAGCAGGAACUCGCCAGAUGUCAGAGUGAGUUGGAACGGUUGAAAGUUGCCCACAGCUCAGCUGCAGAUACCGGAGCCGCAUUGGAAGAGGAGAGGAGACGAUUGAAGGCUGAAUUGAAGGAAACGAAGGAGCGAGAGCAGAGAUUAAUGGGUGAAUAUACCGAACUCGAGGAGGAAAAUAUAGCAUACAGAGACAGUAGCGAAUCUACGCGCGUCCCGGUAGAAGAAGCUCUUCUUGCUGCUCAGCAAGAACGCGAGCAACGACUGGCAAUGAAGAAGGAGUUGGAUGCGUAA
This is a messenger RNA of Cooperia oncophora, 438 nucleotides long. The record is from the annotation of a GenBank genome assembly. NCBI's taxonomy places the organism in Eukaryota, Metazoa, Nematoda, Chromadorea, Rhabditida, Trichostrongylidae.